Durotheca rogersii is the source of this 5646-nucleotide messenger RNA. RefSeq lists its product as uncharacterized. The record is from RefSeq and is a predicted model, not a curated record. The transcript is spliced from 7 exons. Bases 432 to 5438 code for a protein of 1668 amino acids. Lineage: Eukaryota; Fungi; Ascomycota; Sordariomycetes; Xylariales; Xylariaceae.
GAAUCCGGAAACAUAUCAUAUAUGCGACCACAGCUUCGACCGUUGUUAUCAACCAACACACCUUGCGUAGCUAAUAAACGGUCGUAUCUCCCAAUGGAUACCCAUGUCUGGAAACUGGCAAAAACCCUCGACGGCGGGUCGCUGUCUCGGCCACAUAUGUAGGUCUUUGCGGGAAUAAUUCUUCUGGGUGUUCGACAUCACGUUGUAAUACACCCAUGCCUCUGGUUCCCUCAUAUAACCGCGCGCCUCCAGUACCACUAUUCCGUCCGCUACCCCAGGAACGGGUAUCGGCUCGUCAGCGCGAGUGAAGCCGCCAAACCAUCUGCCAGCCUCUCUUUCUACUAUAUAUACCAAACACACCGGAGUCUGGCAGUACUGGGAGACUGGUUUCUGCAACAACUCAUCCAUUUAUCCGACAAACCGCAGACAACAUGGCCGAUGCCGCACGCAGGUUCGUGCAGGGUAUCUCCAAGGAGCAUGGCUACCUUGGCGAGGAGGUGUAUGCGAGAAUGGAUUCGGAAACUCGCCGCCAGGUCGAAGAGGCUCUCCUUAAGAAAGACGAAAUGAUAGGCGCAAGCGUCACUACAUUGGCCAAGAAUCUAUAUUCUAAGGAUGUGCGAUUCUUGUUUGAGCUAUUGCAAAAUGCAGACGACAACAACUUUUCCCAUGCGACGGCAGCCAAUCAUGCCCCAUACGUAUCCUUUCGUGUUUACAAGGAUCGUAUUGUCGUUGACUGCAACGAGGACGGGUUCACCAAAGCAAAUAUCCAAGCUAUAUGCAACGUCGGCCAGAGCUCCAAGACGGGGGCUCAAGGCUAUAUCGGAGAGAAGGGGAUCGGGUUCAAAUCGGUAUUUAAAGUCGCUUGGAAGGUCCAUAUACAGUCUGGCCAUUAUUCGUUCACAUUCACACACCGGAAAGGAGACUCUGGAAUGGGCAUGAUUUCCCCAGAGUGGUACGAGACAACGGAAAGACUAGCACAGCCGUUGACUAGGACGACCCUAUACCUGCACGAAAGCAACGGUACUGGCAACAAUGAUACACAACGGCAAAGUAUUCUACAUCAGCUCCAUACUCUUCAACCUGCGAUGCUACUCUUCUUAAAUAAGUUGAAGAGUAUUCAUGUGCAUAUCCACGACCAGGAUGGAGAAGGGACAUCAUCGUUUAUUCUGUCCAAGGACGCCCCUAUUAUCAACAAGGCUGACCUUAGCAAAGUCUACAUCGAUGGUGAUGGAAAGACGACGCAUACGAACCAAGCCUAUCGUGUCGUAAGGGGGAUUGCACGUAACCUCCCUCGGAACGAAAACAGGGAGUACACUACCCAGGAAGAGCGUUCGAAAGCAUACGGCGACGCGCCAGUUGUCCUCGCAUUCCCUCUCACGAAUACCGGCCAGCCGGUGAUUGAACCUCAAGAAGUCUUUGCAUUCUUGCCCGUUCGGCGAGUCGGGUUUAACUUUUUGAUCCACAGCGACUUUGUCACCCAAGCGAACCGAGAGGAUAUCGUAACUACUUCACCCCGGAAUUGUCAGCUGCUAGAUACUUUGGCAGAGACAUUUAUUAUCGGGAUGAGAGAGUUCUGUCAAGACGCGAUUCUGAAGUAUCACUGGAUGAGAUACCUUCCAAAGUUGUCAGACUAUCCCUGGGAUCCGUUCUGGAGGAAGCUUGUCGACAAGAUCAAGGAUCGUAUCACCGAUGAAGACAUCCUAUUACUGCGUGACGGCACAACCCUAAGAAAGAUAUCCCGGGCCGAGCGACUUUACUCCACAUACUGUGAUCAGCUCGGUUUGCCUUUAUUCGACGAUCUUUCGGGCAAUUUAGCCCGUUAUCUUUCGCAGUCCUAUGGUUGGAAGGACCUGGAUCUUUUGAGCGAUUAUGGUCUUGAUUAUAUGGCUCAAGACCAGUUCAUCGCAAGGGUACGAAACGAUUUAUCGAGUCCAACGUCCAGAAUGCGUUCCCCUUCGUCUAGUGAUGAUUGGCACGAACGCGCAGCCCGAUGCCUUAGCUUAUCAUUCCGAAAGGGGUGGACCAACAGAAUAGCCGAGACUAAAGAGUUGAAGCUCAUCCCGUUGAUCGAUGGAUCUUGGGUUGAUUCGAGACAUGACGUAUAUUUCGCGGUGACGUCAAACUGUCUGAAAAUUCCUACGGAUCUUGGACUCAGCCUCGUUCACCCCGAUGCAGCAAAAUUGGCCGAUCGAAAACAGUUAUUCCGGAACCUUGGCGUGAAGUACGCCUCCGUUGAGGAUAUCCGCACCCGUAUCUUUCAGAGAUAUAAGCCCGGGAUCGAAAUCAGUAUCGAUACUUCACGCUCUCACCUCGAGUUUCUGUAUCGGACGUGCGAUAGCAAAUCCUUUUUAUUUUUUCCUGGGAUGUUUUUGUAUAACACGCUCGGGGUGUGUCUUCCGACAGAGGGUAACGUAUUCUACUUGGUAGACAAUGCUCGGUACGGCCUCUGGGAAUUGCAUCUUAAAGUCGAUGAGAACAAACGCCCUCGCUGGCCUGGGAUUCAUUUUCUAUCCGAGAAGUAUUUCGAAAACCCACCGAAUGAAGAACGUUUACCUUGGAAAGCUUGGCUGCAUUUGUACCUAGGGGUCCGCAAAGUCCCACGACUCGUGGUCCCGCACACUGCAGAGCUCUCGGAGGAAUGCCUGUUCGUCGCGGAGCACCUGUCUUCCGAGCUUCUAGGAUUCCUCAGAUAUAGUUGGAGUCAUCGGGAUUUUUCCGUGACACCUGAGCAUAUGGAUAUGUUGAAAGCUCUGGAGGUUCCUUGCCUAGGCGGCCAACUCGAGAUCCUCUCCAAGACAUAUCUCCCCUCGACCGCAAUAUUCAAACGACAUAACGAGUUCAUGCGACUCGGAGAAUUCUUCCCAAUUCUCGAUAUCCGCGACGACUUCGACACAUUAUCGCAAGAUGAUUUCUUGCGCGAGAUUGGGGUGAAAGAUAUUAGUCCCGAUCUAGACUUCUAUCUUGAUGUUCUUUACUAUAUCAAGCUGAGCCAUCCAGAGCCGUCCGACCUCGUCGACUCUUCGCGUAUCCUGCGCUUAUAUCUACGCAUCCUAGCGGAGUGUUUAGAUCCCAGCGAUGAACAUACGCGAGAAGAGAGAAAAACUAGAGUAAUAAAAUUCUUCGAGGAGGAAGAGCUCAUUUUCGUGCCGUCCUGGGGGGAUAGAACCCCUGAAUGGGCUUCACCAGAUGAUUGUCUUCUUGAUGGCCCGAUUGGUAUGAGAUUUAGGCAUUCGAUCUUCCCGUUAUACCAUGAAUGCUUUGUGAAGUCAGGCCUCGACUUUCAAAACUUGAAGAAAUUCCUGAGUAGUAUUUUGGCCAUCAGACGGACCGAGUUGGGAAACAUUAUGAGUGAGCUUGGGCUUCUCAAAGCAUUCGACCCCGAGCAAUCAGAAGUCUUGGAGCUGUACAAGUAUCUCGACAAAAUGCGCUGUUCGGAUGAAGCCUGGAAGUCUAUCAAUAGUGAGGGUGUAUUUGAAAAUGAGGCUCUGAUUUUUGCGGACAGUGGCCUUCAAAAGUGGUAUAAGCUGUCUCAAUGUCUAUGGUCUGCUCCGGCCUCGAUCCGAGGCAAAAUAAAUUUGAGCACCGUGUACGACGAUGGUAUGAAGGGCUUUUUUGUUAACAAGCUUGGUGUACGCAUGCUGGACGCCAAUAUCGUCUACAACGAAUUGAUGGGGUUGGAACCAGACGAAGCCGCGGUCGAGCGUGUCAAAGAUCUCCUUUGGACCCUCAACUCACAGCUUGAGUUCGGGCCUCCAGAAGGUUCGGCCGAUAUCUUGUUACAACAUCAUAUCUUGCCAAUCCGACAUGUCGGCGGUAGUGUAAGCCUAGAUUCAUCGAGGGCGGAGUUCGCCAUUGUCGACCGAAAGACACUUGACGACAUCUUCGGUCGGAGACUAAAGGUUCUGGAUUUCACCGCUAAUGAAAUUCACAAACUGGAAAACUUCCUGAAGUGGGCUGGCCUCGAGAGUCGUUAUCUGUCGCGAUUAGUCAAAGAGUCAUCGGUGCUGGAUUCGAGCGACAAGCUACCAAUCUCAGACCCCACGCAAGACAUUUGUAAGAGGGCUUAUGGGCUUCUCCGCAUCGCAGUUCAUUUCAAUAGUUCUCUCGUUAAAGGAGACGGCCAAGAGCUUUACGAUUUGCUUCGAAAUCUACGAACCUGGGAGACACAGCGAAUAUCCACAACACUAAGCGUCUCGCUUGGUGGACAAACCGUAAUCGAGGAGAUCGACAAAGGCGAGGUCCAUAUUGACGACAGUGACGGCCUAGAAAUAUAUGUACCGCAUGACGAGACGCGACGAGAGGAUGCCUAUAUUUCCAGUCUCCCGAAUCGUCUGGCGAAAUGGAUGGAGAUUGGCCCUGAAACACGCACACAUGCGGCGUCGCUCAUCCAUGGCGUCUUACUCGUCAAGGUGUCACAGGUUAACCGGUACCUCAAUGGUCAUGGUAUUAUCGAAGUUACCGUUCCCGAACAAGUAGAACAGAAUGGUGUCACUGGAGUUUAUCAGUCCACUUUCACCCUUCCUUCUACUCCAGCAUCUGCGAAGAUAUCUACUUCUCGAAGAGAAGUCUCACCUUUAUCAGAGCCAAGAACGCCCCUUUCCGACGGCGAAGAAACCUGCUUUGGACAAACACCUCCGUCCGCCGAUCUUUAUACUCCUAGCCUGGGCCCGGGCAGAACUCGCUCUCCACUCGUACGAAAGAACUCACCGCCUGAUCCGUAUAUUACGCAGCUAUUUACGAGAGAAACACCCAAGUCCCAAGAGUACCGCGCGCUUUUGUUACAAGUAGCAUCGAUCGCGAGGAGAAGCCGACUUCUAGACGGGACAAUGAAUCUUUCCGGACUCCUGGAUGGACUCGUUGAGGAUCCUACCGUUGGAGGUAGAUCCUUCAAUAAGUAUGAUCUAUUCGGCGAUGAGCCCCAAUUCGAAUGUAAUAAGAAAGUCGGCGCCGCAGGAGAACUAUUCGUAUUUGAGCUUCUUUCAUCCAUGAACCCGUCUCUUGGGGGAUUCGGCCGAGCGAAUUGGACGAGCACUAUCCGAAAGUAUGCGACGGCUCAUCCGGAGUACGCGGAUAUGGAUAGCUGGAGGGGGAUCGAAACCUCCGACCUUCAGUAUCAAGACGAUGACGGCACACUAACCAACGCUCUCAUAAGCAGGGGGUAUCUACAGAGAAAGUGGAAGAAUACUCGGCCGCGAUUUUACAUCGAAGUGAAGACGACGGCAGGACCUUGGGAUACCCCUUUCUAUAUGAGCAAUGCCCAAUGGACUAAGCUGAAGGAUCUAUCUAGGGAUGGCUCUGUGUGUGUCAUAUUCCGCGUCUACAACCUAUAUAGUAGUCGGAUUGGCCUAAGCAUCUACGCCGACCCGGCCCGGCUUGCCGAGGAAGGACGUCUAGUGUUCACAGCCGAUAGGUGGACAGUCAAACCCACCACCACAUGAUCGUCAACAUCAAUACGAGCGAGACCUCAUCUUCCCAAUGUAUUGUCAUUGCAAUGUACCCAGUCCUCGCGCGAGAUCAAAGUGGAGUAGGACGGGGAUCUAUUUAGCCGCGAUCGAAUACGCGCGAAUUCGAUCGAGUUAGCUGUGAUAGUAUGACGCUCUCAAAGCUGUAUUAUUAUAUACCCAUUCGUUACAUUCCCGCAAUUCA